Capsicum annuum is the source of this 1391-nucleotide messenger RNA. Its product is annotated as peroxidase 46. The transcript is spliced from 4 exons. The record is from RefSeq and is a predicted model, not a curated record. Gene Ontology annotation, biological process: response to oxidative stress; hydrogen peroxide catabolic process. Gene Ontology annotation, molecular function: heme binding; peroxidase activity. The coding region runs from base 109 to 1128 and encodes 339 amino acids. NCBI's taxonomy places the organism in Eukaryota, Viridiplantae, Streptophyta, Magnoliopsida, Solanales, Solanaceae.
CUCAACCUUCAACUUCCUCCUCUUCAACUUUUUCAUUUUUAUUCCUUCAUUUUACUGGGCAACAAACUGAAAACACAAAAGAAAUUAAGCACUUUAUACCAAAAAUAUAUGGAGAAACUAAAAAUAUAUUUGAGCCAAAAAUUAUGUCCAUAUAAAUAUUACUACAAAGUUUUAUUUCUUGUUAUAUUUUGUUUAUUAACACAUUUUCCAAAUACUUCUUGUUCAACACUUUCAUUUAAUUUUUAUGGACUUUCUUGUCCUUCAGCUGAAUUUAUAGUGAAAAAUACAGUGAGAUCAGCUUCUUCUAUGGAUCCAACUCUACCUGCAAAACUCCUUCGUCUUUUUUUUCAUGAUUGCUUCGUUGAGGGUUGUGAUGCAUCAAUACUAUUAGAAGGAAAUGCAACAGAGAGAAGUGAUCCAGCAAAUAAAUCAGUUGGAGGAUUUUCAGUUAUUGACAAUGCUAAAAGGGUGUUGGAAAUAUUUUGUCCAGCUACUGUUUCUUGUGCUGAUAUUGUUGCAUUGGCUGCUAGAGAUGCUGUUGAAUUUGCAGGAGGUCCAAGUGUUCAAAUUCCAACAGGAAGAAGAGAUGGAAGAGUUAGUUUGGCAACAAAUGUGAGACCAAAUAUAGUGGACACAAGUUUCACAAUGGAUCAAAUGAUUAAUAUUUUUUCCACUAAGGGACUUUCGUUAGAUGAUCUUGUUAUCCUAUCAGGUGCACAUACAAUAGGAUCAGCACAUUGCAAUGCAUUUAGUGCUCGUUUUAGAGUGGACUCAAAGGGCAAUUUAACACUAAUUGACCCUUCAUUAGACACAACAUAUGCAGCUGAGUUAACAAAACAAUGUCCAGCAGGUGCAGCAACUUCCUCUAUUACUGUCAAGAAUGAUCCUACAACACCUCAAAUCUUUGACAAUCAAUAUUACAAAGAUUUGUUAGCACAUAAGGGGCUUUUUCAGUCUGAUUCAGUUUUGUUUAGUGAUCGAAGAACUAAGGAAAGAGUCCUGGAGUUCGCGAAUGAUGAAAAUGGAUUUUUUCAGAGUUGGAGUCAGUCUUUUGUGAAGCUUUCUGUGCUUGGAGUUAAGACCGGAGAUGUUGGAGAGGUCAGAGCUUCUUGUUCGGUCGUUAAUUGAUGUGAGAUAGAGUUGCGUAUGCAGAACUUUGUGUAAGUUUGUGUGGAAUUAUAGUGUCUCGAGUUGAUAUUUUACAUAUAGGUGGUGUGUUAAUUGCUACAGGGUUUAUUGUCAUAAUUUGGGCUUGUAAGUAUGUUUUGAGUUUAGUGUUAAGUUGGUUUGUCUCAAAUUGAUACAUACUUUGUAUUAUCUUUAAUAAACAUCGACCUAUUGUAUAUUCAUAUUUUUUCGGAGUUGGAGUCAGUCUUUUGUGAGGCUUUCUA